CGUAUUUUUCGAAUUUGAACGUUAAUUUUUUGCAAAGCUAGUAAAAGUAGCGUCGUGUGACAUAGUUUAUUUUUAAAGGAGAACUCGUGGGCAAAGGAUAGUUUAGAACAGCGAUCGUAACUAAGUCAGACAACAACAUAAAAGAUAAAACUUCGCCAUGGAUUUUAUAUCUAAUUUAUUGUUAUUGUAUUUGAAACAUUGUCAAUUAUAGUUUAGGACUAAAGAAACGUGACUUUGGAGUAGUUACUUUAGGUUUGCUAGCAUAACGACCCGCAGCGAUUGCGGCGACCGACGAAAAAAAUCAAAUAGCAAUUUAAUGAGAGAAUCAAUUAGUUUAAAAUGAAAAUUUAUAUAAAUGAUACGACGAAUAAAGCAGUAUCUUGCUAUUGAUUUACAGUGUGUGUUUCAAGCUACAGACAAUAUUAAUUUGUUAUUACUUAAUUAAAUAUUGAAUAUAUGAUAAAAGUGUGAGUAUAGUAAAUUGGUUCAUAAGUUAGUAAAAUGGUUACUAAAGUGGAAAUUGGAUCACCAGAUCCAACCGUGAGUCGGUUGCGAUCUAUAACAUCACAGUUUAUAGCGUCAUCGUCAUCGUUUCUACUCCUCCUGGAUUUAGGGAUGGCAAUAAACUUCUCGACGAUCAUGAUGCCAGCUCUACUUAACGCUACUGAGGGUCUAUCACUGACUGAAACACAAGCGUCCUGGUUUGGGAGCAUGUCAUUUUUGACCCAGCCAGCUGGCGCUUUGAUAUCUGGUCCUAUAGUGGAUUAUUUAGGCAGAAGAAAGGCUAACUUCAUUUCAAACAUACCGGUGAUAGUAGCGUGGCUUCUCAUGUACUUCUCCUGGAAUAUACCAUCUCUCUUCGCUGGAAGUGCUUUAUUGGGAAUCAGUUUAGGAAUUAUGGAAGCACCUAUCAACUCCUAUGUAGGAGAAAUAAGCGAUCCAUCAAUCCGAGGUGCAUUAUGUACGGUCACGCAGUUCUUCGUGUCUGUUGGCAUCCUAAUCAUGUUUUUCCUCGGAACAAUAGUUGACUGGCGUAGUGCUGCACUUAUUUGCCUCAUAGCACCCAUUGCUUCUAUGCUUAUGGUUACUUUUGCGCCAGAAACUCCGGUAUGGCUACUAACAAGAAACCGAGAGAAGGAAGCACUUCAAUCUCUAUGCAAACUCCGCGGCUGGACGACGCCGGAUAACGUUAAAGCUGAAUUUGAUGAACUGCACACCUACAGCAAGAACAUGCCGAAAUGUGUAAUUUGCUGCAAUAAUAACCAGGAGCAAAGUACAUGUGAACACGAAUCCAUGAACUGGUUUGUCAGGCGCACCCUAACAUUUAGGUACGUGAUGCUGUGCAAAGAAACACUCAGACCACUCGCGCUAGUGAUGAUGUACUUUCUCUUCUACGUGAUGAGCGGUCUCGUGCCCAUUCGGCCAAAUCUGAUCAACCUUUGCGGCGCUCUCGGUAUGGCGCAGGAUGGCAAAAACAUUGCGUUCAUGGUUGGCGUCAUCACCUUCAUAACGACGUUUAUAGUCAUCGGCCUCAUCAAACUCGUCGGAAAACGCAAGCUUUCAAUCGCUUCCCUCCUCGGCAGUGCCAUCAGCUGUCUAUUACUCAGUAUAUACGCAAGGAGAAACUUGGAUGACACUGUGUUCUCCUACAAACCUUCCACAUUUCCCACCGAGACUAGCGUCGUGCCAAUCAUUUUAUUGUAUAUGUUGACGAUAUUUACUGGAUUGGGUAUACCGUGGGUUUUGCUUGGUGAACUGUUUCCUUUCAGAAGCAGAGCUUCAGCCCAAGGUCUAUCAGCUGCAAGUAACUACGUAUUCUCCUUCAUUGGUACCAAAACCUUUAUUGAUUUGGAGACUAAUUUCAUGCUCUGGGGAACAUUUGCUGUGUAUGCAACAUUUGGCUUUAUAGGCGCUGCCUAUUUGUACUUCUUCUUACCAGAGACUGAGGGCAAAUCGUUGGUAGAAAUUGAAGAAUUUUAUAAAGGAGAACUGAGGAUUUUUGCUGAUGAUCCAAUCAUAAAUUGUGUUAGGAGACAUAAAAGAUGACCAUUGUAAAGACUAAUUAAUAUAGAAUAAUGUAAGUAAGUACCAUUAAAUCAUAGCACAAGUA
Messenger RNA from Pararge aegeria (speckled wood butterfly), 2110 nucleotides. Its product is annotated as facilitated trehalose transporter Tret1-like. The transcript has 8 exons. Gene Ontology annotation, molecular function: transmembrane transporter activity. Bases 502 to 2046 code for a protein of 514 amino acids. Gene Ontology annotation, biological process: transmembrane transport. The record is from RefSeq and is a predicted model, not a curated record. Gene Ontology annotation, cellular component: membrane. NCBI's taxonomy places the organism in Eukaryota, Metazoa, Arthropoda, Insecta, Lepidoptera, Nymphalidae.